AUGCCUCCCCAUGUGCCACGCAAGCGAUUGCGCGGAACAACAGAUGCCUCUGAUGGUGAAUCUGGAAGUGGCAAAAAAAGGAACCGCGGUCCUCUGAUACUCUCGGCUCGGCGCAAACCCACUCUUUACGAUGACUUGGAUGCAACCACCACACCACUGUCUGGGAACAGUGCUGGUUCGAUAUUCCAGGCCUCGGGCGUGGGAGACGACGAUAGCUCCUUGACUUCCUUUUCAGACGAGGACUUUGAAGCUGGUCCACCUGCGAAGCAGCCCCAAGUCGCCAACGGGCCUUCCGAAGACGAGGAUGAAGACUUUGAAUUCGAGGACGUCGCAGCCCCUGCCCCGUCCCACUCGGAUGUGCCUUUUGUUUCGGGAGACCUUGAGUUGACAUUGACCAAGGACUCACGGACGUCGCUGGCAAACCUGUUUGGAGACAAGAAAGGGCCUUCCAAACGAGAGCGCAAGGCCCGGAUUGCGACGCACUCUUUGCACGUGCUCACCCUCCUCUGGCACAAUGCGAUACGCAAUUCAUGGCUUUGCGACCUUGAAGUGCAAGCAACCAUGAUUUCCCACCUCUCGCCCAAGAUGUGGGAUGAGAUUGACAGCUGGAGACGCAAAUCCGGAAUCGUCGCGCCCGCGGGCCGACGAUCAGCGCUGCCCUCGCCCAAAGGCAAAUCGGGCGAAAAAGACGCCAGGAAAAAGAGGGGGCGCCGCGAUUGGGAAGCUUCAGCUAGAAAGCUCGAGGAGGGCGCUGUCGACUUGAGCCACGGCGAUCCCUUGUUUCGGCUCAUGCAAUCGCUGGCGUCGUGGUGGAAACAGAGAUUCAAGAUCACAGCCCCCGGGCUGCGCAAACGAGGCUACAUGACCUUGGAGAGGCUCGAUAGGCUGACCAAGGCGUACAAGGAGAAUUUUGCCCAUCAAGAUCAGUUUGGGGAAAGGGUCGCAAGCCUGGAUGAGUUUCGCACGAGCGCCCGCACCUGCCAGGGAAGCAGGGAUAUUGGAGCUCAGCUGUUUACAGCGCUGUUGCGCGGCUUGAGCAUGGAAGCUAGAAUGGUGGCCAGCUUACAACCGCUGGGCUUUGGGUGGAGUAAGUCUGAAGAUGCCGAUGCCGAAAAACUCGACCCGGCGGCGGAGGCCCCAGUGACCUGCGCCGAGCAAGCUGCCGCGGAUACUUCACGAAAAAACGUCUUGCCCGAUAAGUCUGGGCAUAAACAUCAUGUAGUCUCUGGUCCAGCCUCAAGGCGGAGCGCUUCUUCAAAAGCCAAGGCCAAACCGGAUCCUUUUCCAGACAGCGAGGAUGAAUUACGACCCGAGUACUUGGACACGGAUGACGAGUCUGUGGUAAGUGCGGGAUUCACGUCUAAAGAUACCGCACCGAGAUUGCGCCAACAUGACGCCGAUCUGCCCUUCCCUCAUUACUGGACUGAAGUCCUGUCUCCAGUCACCGAGAAGUAUUUGCCCGUCGACGCCAUCGUUAAGAACCUGGUGGCGACAAAUCGGGAGCUUGCCGAAAGCUUCGAGCCCAGAGGGCAGAGGGCAGACAAGGCAAAGCAAGUCAUAGCCUACGUGGUCGGAUACUCGGCGGAUGGCACAGCCAAGGACGUGACUGUCCGGUACCUAAAACGAAAAGUCCUGCCUGGAAGAACAAAAGGAUUUCGAAUGCCCGCAGAGAGAGUUGUCGUGGGCAACAACGGCAGAAGGGCGAAAAAAUACCACGAGUUCGAUUGGUUCCAAUCGGCGCUCUCGGGAUAUCGAAGGGGAACGAAAACCCAUCCGCUCACCGAGAUAGACGACGAGGAAGACGCGGUGGACCUGAAACCAGCAAAGGCAGAAAAAAAGGAGGUCAAGGAAGGCGAGGAAACACUGCAGCACUUCAAGCAGUCGAAAGAAUUCGUCCUGGAAAGACACCUGAAGCGGGAAGAGGCCCUGGUCCCCAAUGCCACCCCGGUGAGAAAGUUCAAGAACAAAGCCAAGGGCGGCAAGAUGCAGGAAGAAGAUGUGUACCUGAGGUCGGACGUUGUUCAGGUCAAGAGCGCCGAGACUUGGCAUAAACAAGGACGCGCUCCCCUGGCCGGGGAGCAGCCUCUGAAACGAGUUCCGUAUCGUGCCGCGACGCUGAACCGAAAGCGAGAAAUCCUCGAGGCGGAAGCCGCUACCGGCGAGAAGGUUUUGCAGGGAUUGUUCAGCCACCAUCAGACAGACUGGAUCAUCCCACCGCCCAUCGAAAACGGAGUCAUCCCAAAGAACGAGUACGGCAACAUUGAUCUGUUUGCGGAGCACAUGUGUCCGGAAGGCGCCGUUCACGUUCCUUUUAGAGGAGUUGUAAAAGUGUGCAAGCGACUCAAGAUAGACUACGCAGAGGCGGUUGUCGAUUUUGAGUUUGGGCAUCGGAUGGCCGUUCCUGUCAUCCAAGGCGUCGUCAUUGCCCAAGAGCAUCAUGACCAAGUCAUGGCCGAGCUAGAAAAGGACGAGGCGGAGCGCAGGCGAAAGGAGGACGAGAAGCGCCGCAAGGCCUCGUUGAGUCAGUGGCGGAGGUUCAUCAUGGGGCUGCGCAUCGUGGAGAGGAUUCGGCAAGACUAUGGCGACGUGGACGAAAACGCAACGAUUUUCGGCCGUGGCAAAGCGACAGGUUCGGUGGGCCACACCGGGCAUGCGGUAGGAAAUGACGGAAAGGCCGGCGGAGGCUUCAUCCCAGACGGCUACGAGGAGGCACAUGAUGAUGAUGAUGAUGACGAUGAUGAUGAUGACGAGGGGCGGCAGCACCACGCGUCUGGCUUCUUUCCGGUUGGCGACGAGGAGAUGGAUGACGAUGGUGACGAGGGACUCACUGUUGAACACUAUUGA
Molecule: messenger RNA, 2844 nt
Organism: Ustilaginoidea virens
Lineage: Eukaryota; Fungi; Ascomycota; Sordariomycetes; Hypocreales; Clavicipitaceae
Exons: 2
Coding region: 1-2844 (947 amino acids)
Biological process (GO): nucleotide-excision repair; mismatch repair
Cellular component (GO): nucleotide-excision repair factor 2 complex; XPC complex; cytoplasm
Molecular function (GO): damaged DNA binding; single-stranded DNA binding
Source: RefSeq, a predicted model, not a curated record